Molecule: messenger RNA, 1628 nt
Organism: Clupea harengus (Atlantic herring)
Lineage: Eukaryota; Metazoa; Chordata; Actinopteri; Clupeiformes; Clupeidae
Product: neoverrucotoxin subunit beta-like
Exons: 5
Coding region: 412-1326 (304 amino acids)
Molecular function (GO): protein binding
Source: RefSeq, a predicted model, not a curated record
UCCGCCAUCCGUUGGCGCAACGCAUUCCAACGGAAGCGUGUGAAUGCUCGGUGUGAAUGCUCGGUCUCGGUCUGCUGUCCACUGAUUGCUGUCCUCUCCCUCCGUUUUAGCUCCACCAAUCCGUGAACCUCGGACGUGAUUGAACGCAGUAUUUAAUGCAGACGGGAACUUAUCCAUAGGAGGGUUUUGUGAAGGGAGCACCGGAAUCCACGAGCGGCCUGGUUGCAUUUGAGUGGCUACGUCUUUUGAUGUUGGUAUAAAGGAGCGUUUUUCCUCCGUGGCGAUUGAGCCUCCCAAGCCAGCUCUGCUACAGGCUUGUUUUCCACCUGGGGAGUUUCUCCAUCAGGCACGCAGGGUUCCUGUGCUUCCUCGCCUGUUUCAGGCUUCGACCUCCGGAGUGAGACAACUGAAAUGAAUCAAGACACGGAGGAAGCUGCAGGUCUGAGUCAGAUACUCAGACCAGAGUCUGCACUACACAGCUGUGUGACCAUGAAGAAUGACCAGGACAUGGAUGAUCCUGGAAACAUGAGCAGCACAUCAACACAGCCCAAUGCAGGGCUCUCUGAUUGUCUCAUCUCAGAAAAGGGUUGUAUUUGUCUGGCUUCAGCUCUUUCUUCAAACCCCUCCCACCUAAAAGAGCUGGAUCUGAGCUACAAUCAUCCCGGAGAAUCAGGACUGAAGCUGUUAUCUGUUAGACUGGAGGAUCCUGUCUGUAAACUGGAGAAGCUUAAAACUGACCAUGCUUCAGUAAGCAGAGCUCGACCACGUUUGCUGAGAUAUGCCUGUGAGCUCACACUGGACACAAACACAGCAGGCAGAUGUCUCUCUCUCUCUGAGGGGAACAGAAAGGUGACACAUGUGAAAAAGGAGCAUCCGUAUCCUGACCACCCAGAGAGAUUUGUCUUGUGGGAUCAGGUGUUGUGUAGAGAGGGACUGUCUGGACGCUGCUACUGGGAGGCUGAGUGGAGUGGGAGGGGGGCUUAUAUAGCUGUGGCGUAUAAAAGCAUCCAGAGGAAAGGGGGGAGUGAUGACUGCCUGCUGGGACAUAAUGACAAGUCCUGGAGUCUGGAGUGCUCUCCUCACACAUACUCUGGCAGUUACUCUGCCAGACACAAUAAUGAAGACACUGACAUACCUGCCCCCUCCUCCGGCUCCAGCAAAGUAGGAGUGUACCUGGACUGGCCGGCCGGCACUCUGUCCUUCUACAGCGUCUCCUCUGACAUACUCACCCACCAGCACACGUUCUACUCCACAUUCACUGAGCCCCUCUAUCCUGGGUUUGGGGUUUGGCAUGACUCAUCAGUGUCCCUGUGCCAGAUCACAUGACCUCCCCAUGCUGCAGGAACACAGGAGUCACCCACUCCUAUUCAUACACAUGUGUGAUACUAAGGAAAUAGUGAUAUGUGUAUUCUGUUUAUACACCACUGCUUUGAUGAUACUUUGCAAAUAGUGAUGUUGUAUUUUUGUAUAUUUUCUGAAUUGAAUAUGUGGGUUAAAAGAAUUGUUCAGCAACAAUAUGAUGUAUUCUGCUCUCCUUAAGGUUAAGAUAUGUGCUGCAUUUGUUUGAAAAUGAUGCACUGGUCUGGGGUGUGUGUGUGUGUGUGUGUGUGUGUUUGUGUGUGAGAGAG